Messenger RNA from Bactrocera neohumeralis, 5817 nucleotides. RefSeq lists its product as uncharacterized. NCBI's taxonomy places the organism in Eukaryota, Metazoa, Arthropoda, Insecta, Diptera, Tephritidae. Bases 1878 to 2951 code for a protein of 357 amino acids. The transcript has 2 exons. The record is from RefSeq and is a predicted model, not a curated record.
AUAAUGCUGGAAUAGUGGUCAUUACUGAAUUUUUGAAAAUAUUAAUGUAAUGCGACAGUUUUCAGUAUCUAGGCAAAGGGUAUAUGAUGCACUACAUUGGUUGGUCGCUAACAAUCCCCUUUAUAAAGACGUCACUAUCGAUCAAAACGUCAUAAUGAAUGAAGAGGAUAUUAUUAGAGUAGAAAAAGCUCCACUAGAGGUUAUGAAUGAAAUCAAUGAUGAACUUAACAAUAACACUAGUGCUUACACAAGAAUAUGUGAUUUUUCGAGAAUUGUGCGUGCUUCAUGGCACCAAGGAAACGAACUCAUAUUCACAUCAGGAUUUGCAGGUGUACAAUGCUGUGCGAUGGCAUUGUCUAACAUCCUAAGAGCCAGUAGUCUUGCACCACAACAGUGGUUUACAGACACCCUCAACCUGAAUAUGAUAACGGGUGAUCAAAUCUACAGCAAUAUAAGAUUUCAAACGGGGCGAAAUUUAAUGGCCUAUCGUAUUGAAGACGAUGGAUACCUACUGGUGCGAAAUUUCCACACAAUAAAAGAUGUUUUAGUUGCAUUCGGCAAACGGUUUCAGAUCACUUUUGCCGAUGAACCAAGCAUAUAUGGAAGCUUGAGCGACAAGAAUAAUGAAACAAACUUCGGACGCACCCUUCGUCAAGAGUUGGAAGAUCUUUUCAUGGAAUAUAGCGCCGGCAUAAUAAUAACAGAUUGACAAUCAUUCGGAGUGAUGUACUAUGAUAACAAAUAUUACUUCACUAACUCACAUUCUUGUGGUCAAAAGGGAUCUAGAGCAAGGGAUAACAAUGGAAAAGCCUGCAUUAUCGAAUGCGACAAUUUAGACGAGUUUGUGAGGGUUUGUAAACGUACAACAGGCAGCAAAAAUGUGCACUAUACUCUUGAUUACGUUGAUGUUGUAUAUGAAACAGAUGAGCCUGAUGACAUAGAAAUACAGCAGAGUAUUGAGAUAGUAACGGCAGCGUCUGAAAUGAUUACUUCUCAACAUGUAGGUAGUUCAUUUAAUUCCACUGCAGACAUCUUUGAUGGCGCCGAUUGAUGUAAUGCAACCCAAUGUGGAAGAUGAACUACAGGUUUCUCGAAACCUUAACGAAAUUACCCGCGAAACGAAAGACAACAUCGUUAAUAUGGGACAUAAACUGAAAGCAGAAGAAUUUGCCUGGUACUUCUUGUUUCCUUACGGAAAAAACGGGUUCAAAGAACGAAAGCCUGUAAAUAUUACAGCGUUAGACUACUUUCAGUUUAGAAUUUUGGGAAGUGACACAAGAUUUCAACGUAACGACUAUCUAUUUUAUGCCUUAUCCUUAUUUGAAUAUUAUAGAAUCAAAAGCACUAUAUCUGCAUGCGGCAAAAAAAUCGUUAAUCGAGAAGGAGCAAUAGAAGAUGUCCAUAUUUAUGUAAAAAAUUUAAGAGGUUCGGAAGCUUAUUGGAAAUCAGCUCUGAAUGAACUAUUAUCUCAAAUCAGAUGUUUAGAACCUCCAACAUACUUUGUAACAUUUAGCUCAAAUGAUCUCAACUGGCUAGACCAACGAAAGGCUUUGUUAAUAGCCGAUGGUAGGGCUGAUGUUGAUCCCAGUACUCUCGAUAUUUAUGAGACCCAAAGACUUAUCGAGAAGUAUCCAGUGAUUUUGAGUCGACAUUUCAUGUUACGAGUAAUUGCUCUAAUGAAAUUUAUAAAAAAUAAUGAUUACGUGUUUGGCGGAAAAGUGAAGGAUCAUUGGUGGCGCAUUGAAUUCCAGAAUCGGGACUGUCCUCACCUUCAUAUGGUGAUUUGGAUCGAAAAUCAUCCCAAGUUUGACUCAGAAGAAGGGAAACUUCAUUGGUGGCGCAUUGAAUUCUAGAAUCGGGGCAGUCCUCACCUUCAUAUGGUGAUUUGGAUCGAAAAUCAUCCCAAGUUUGACUCAGAAGAAGGGAAACUUCUUCUGGAUCGUAAUUGUUGCUGUAGAAUCCCUCCAGAAGAAGAAGACCCAGAGCUUCAUCAAUUAGUUAAAAAAUGUCAAAUUCAUCGGCAUACACAAACUUGUUCAAAAAAUAAUACUUCUAUAAGAUGCCGAUUCAACUUUCCACGCCAAGAAUGUGACGAGACACGAAUUAUGUCACAUUCUUCAGAUGAUUUUCUUCGUAACGGAGGUAGAAUGCGUUUACUUAAGCAUAGAAAGGAAGAUGCUUGGGUAAAUAAUUACCACCCAGAGUUGCUAAGACUGUGGGCAGGCAACAUAGAUAUUCAGAAAUGCGGAUCAAACGAAGCGAUAGCGUACUGUAUAGCAAAGUACCUAUCGAAAGCAGAACCUGCAGGUAUAGAUUCUGGAAUUGCGCAGGCAAUACAGCAAAUUCAGCGCGAAGAAACUGAUAUUUCACGCAAACUGUUCAGCAUAUGUAUGAAGAUUCUUCAUGAACGACAAGUAUCAGCUGCAGAAUGUGCAUAUAGGCUUUGUCAUAUCCCAUUACGGGACAGUUCUCGAAGCUGCAUUUUUCUGAACACAAGAAAGGCAGAACAAUGUUACAGAGUAUUGCAAUUUGACAGAAACGGGCACGCAACUGGUUAUUAUAGUAACAUCUUUGAAAGAUAUCAAAAACGUCCGUUACAAUCUCCCGAUUACGAUUUUGCAAACACGAGCCAUACAGAGUUUGCAAUGUUGUUUGAACCAUUCUAUCCGAAAAAAGUAAGCGAAACUGAUCACGACGCGUAUGAAGAAUUUCGUAACACACGUCGUCCACUCAUUACGCUAUUAGAUAAGAGCAAAAUGGUUGUGAGAAAGGCUCCCGCAGUUGUUAGGGUGUCAUAUUUUAUAGCAACAUCAGAUCCCGACAACUUUUUCUAUAGCUUACUUCUUCAAUAUAUGCCUUAUCGUUUGGAAACUGAAUUACUUGAAGAUUUCGAUAAUGCAAAAGAGGCGUUUUUACAUCGAGAGAAUCGUUUGAAGGAAAUGAAUUUUUGAUGACUCAUGCCCAGCUCUUGACCGAUGCUGCGGCUGCUACUAUGCCGGUCUCUUUCGACCAAUUCAGCGAUUUUAUCGCAAUUUUCGACAAGGGGCCUUCCGGAGCGUGGCGCAUCUUCGACCACCUCUACACCAGAACAAAAAUGUUGAAACCAUCGUUGUGCGGUGGAAAUGGAAACUGUAUCGGGUCCAUAAACUGCACAAAUUUUAUUGGCGGCUUGAGAUGCAUUUUUGCCUUUAUCGUAGUAGUACUGUAAAAUAUGCCGUAUUUUCUCUUUAUUUUGCUCCAUGUUUGCGACGCUAUAACUCACGAACGAUCUAAAAGAAACGAUAAUCAAUCAAACAUGUGUUAGCGCGUGAAAUGAGUUUUCCAAAAAGGUAUAGCAUGACCCGAUGCGACGAAUAAAACUAGAACUACGCGCUUUCAGCGCCAACUGGCGAAAAUACCGCAAGACUUUUUUGACAACCAAUAUGUAUUUUGAUAUAAGUAUGUAUAUGACAUCUCCCAUAUUGAUGAGUAAUUCUCUACAACCGAAUCGAAAUCGCAAUGUGUUCAUAACGGCAGGAAUAUUAUCACGAAGGAAUAGGAGUGAGUACACUGUCUCUUUAGCCUCAUUCUUCAAACAUCUUUGUAGACGUUGAUUUGGGUAAUUGUAUGAAACAGUUGACUGUGCAAAAGCGGCGGCGAACAUAGUAGUGUAAGCAGAUAUGAAUUAUUCGGUAUAUUGUUAACUAUCGGCUGCGGCUGUAAUGAAGUUGAAGGCAUAGUGCCUAUUGAAGAGGCGGUGACUGUGAAAAUCGGGGGUGUAGUCCUUUCAUAAGGACAAUGAGUAUAUAUAUGCGUGGCGGCUUUACACGUUGACGUAGACUUACAGAUAUGUUGGCCAUGGAAUUUGACCUUGAUCCGUCCUCUACUCGUAUCGUAGACUUCAAAAGUUCACACUGGCGUCCACUUUCCUUCAACUUUAACUAAGUACCUCUCAGCUGGUUACUCAGAGCAUUGAUCUGCUUUGCAUGGCAACGAUGACUUUUUACUAUAACUUUUGUAUUGCAUUAACUUGAUGAUUUAAUAUUCGGCUGUAACUGAUUUACUUAGACUGUCUUGUUUUUGAAGUCGUUUACUAUUUCUAGUUGAGUUUUCCAUUGUUUUAGUACGGCGGCUUGAAGGAGAAUUUUACAACCAAAUAUGAUCGGAUAACCUUAGGUGAUUAAGGCAACGUUAUGAUGUUGGAGAUGAAUAGCGGGAUGGCUUCCCUCUGGCGAUAUAACACCUAUGACGUUGGCGACUAAUUAACGGAGUUCAAACAAUAUGGACACCGAGACGAAUAUCAGGGAUAAAGAACACAGCUAUAAUUCACAAAAAUAUGCUUAACUAAUACAAACAACGAGGUUCCUAACAGGAAAGACGAAGUGGCAAAUAUUCGACAUAUAAAUGCAAAGCGACCACCAAGCAAUAAUAAUAAAUGCCAAAUGAGAACUGAGAGUUAGAAAAAAGCUAUAAGUAGAGGAUGGCAAAGCCGAAUAAAAAGACUGCGACUUAUUAAAGAUUAUGAUAUACGAAAAAUUAAACAACUUAACAGACGCGAAUGAACAAGCAAAUUUAUAGACUGACCACACUUAGCAGAGCUUGGGAUGCUGCUAUGGUGAGGAAAAAAUACAACUGUGAAAAGCUGCAUCUAAAAUAAUAGUAAUUAUUAAUACUAAAAUGAACUACAAAACGAACAUUGAGAACGCCAGCGAAAAAUCAGCGCGAGUUAACACGACCUUCACCGAAUAAUGGCUAGCAUAGGCGGGCCAAAUCAGAGCCGAAGACUAUUAUUGGCAAAAGUAACACAAUCAAUAGUUAUGUAUGCAGCGGCUGUAUGGGCUAAUACGCUAAAGCUAAAAACAUAUGCGAAACGCGAGUUGAAGACUUCGUCACAAGGCACGUAAACAAAAUUUCUACUAAACAUCAUCAAUAAAAACCAAAUAUGCAUUAUCAAUAAAUGCAUACUCAACAUGCAAACAACAAACAUCUGGCAAUGAAAUGAUCUACUGCGAUAACCACCGCCGCAUCUCGACAAUAACACAGUACAACAGCCAAUCUGGGGGGUGAGAAAUUCCAAGUCAGGGUGAUGGAACUAGUACAACAGCUAAUCUGGGGGUUGAGAAAUUCCAAGUCAGGGUGAUGGUACAAGGUCAGUAUAGUAAAACCCUCAAAGGGUUUUACUGCUUGCCAUUUGUUUGUUGAAAUUCGGUGUCUGUUAUCUUGUUAUCACUGGUUUGUUACACUGAGUAACAUUUUUGGGAAUAUUGUCUGGGGGGUGAGAAAUUCCAAGUCAGGGUGAUGGUACUAGGUCAGUAUAGUAAAAGGAUUUGGCGUUCGUAUGUGUCAGUUUUUUUUUAUGACCUUUUAAAUUUUUUCUAAUGUUAUAGUGAACGAAAAUUGGGUACCAAAUAUAGUGUGUAAAAGCUGCUACGACCGUCUAAUGGAUUCGAAAAAUAGAUAAUAGUGGUUUGCGAGUUAUGUUAAACUACGUUUUUGCCAAAAUGUUACAACUAAGGGAAAAAACAUCAAGAUAAGGAAAAAAUUUAAAAGGUCAUAAAAAAAAAACCCUUUGAGGGUUUACUAUACUGACCUAGUACCAUCACCCUGACUUGGAAUUUCUCACCCCCCAGACAAUAAUCUCAAAAAAUGUUCCACAGUGUAACAAACCAGUGAUAACAAGAUAACAGACACCGAAUUUCAACAAACAAAUGGCAAGCAGAUAAUAACUACCGCAUCUCAAUAACAACACACAUGCAACUAGAUAACAGCAGCCGCAUCUCGCUAGUAUAAAUAGCUGUAAGAUCUUAUAUUAGAGGCAGUUUUAAGAAUAUCAAUAAA